This is a messenger RNA of Spirometra erinaceieuropaei, 273 nucleotides long. NCBI's taxonomy places the organism in Eukaryota, Metazoa, Platyhelminthes, Cestoda, Diphyllobothriidea, Diphyllobothriidae. The record is from the annotation of a GenBank genome assembly.
AUGGUGUCUGCUGCCUUCAAUGGACACGCACACCGCAAUGCUGACUCACCACCACCACCACCACCACCACCACCACCACCACCACCACCACCACCACCACCACCACCACCACCAACACCACCACCACCACCACUGGCACCACCACCACCAAGUAUCAAGAAUGAUUAUUGUGUAGCAUUAUUGGAAAGUAUCCCAGUCCUGUCUUGUUGCUUCCAUCACUACUCCGGCAGACGGGAAGAAAUGUGGUCAGGGGGACGCAAACAAUACUACUGA